CACCUAAAAUGGAUGUGCGGUGCUUCGCCUCAAUCCUCGAUCACGUGGCGCCGCAGUUCCUGGACGCCUGAUGCAUUUUGUGACUCGAUGUAGCGGAAAAGCAAUGGCUGAGGAGCGGAACCGCGCAUCAACAUAGACUGGGGCAGUGCGGAAAGGGAUACGAGCAUUAUAAAAUACACCAUCAUCAACAACAACAACAACGAGGAGGACGAGAAGAGACUGUCUGAGCAGCAAGGAGCCUCCUUCGCGCUUUCUCUCUCGCAGUGUUUUUUUUUUCCCCAAGGAGAGAGGGGGGGAAACAAAGAUCUUGGGAUCCUCAGUGUUGUGCACAAAAAAAAAGGCAGACCGUGGAAAAAAAAAAAAAAAAAGAGGGGGUUGUCAAAGUCCCGACCUGUGCCGCGUUCUUCUCUACAUUGCAAACAAAGAACAGUUGCUUCCAGGUCACACACACACGUUUAUUUAAUUUUUUAAUUUUUAUUUUCCCGCUGGCAGUUUGGCAUAGACGCCGGUUUUAUGGAAAUACAAGACUCUGCGCACAUUAUGAACCGUGUAAUCUAGACACGCUUUGAGAAAAAAUAUAUAGAUCUAUAUAAAAAAAGAGAGUUGUCUAGCCGGCGAUCGAAAAAGGGAGGACGAUUUCUUAUUUUUUGACUGGAUUCACAGAUUUCUUUUGACACUAAAGAAAUAUAUACCUAUUUUGAACGGUUUGGUGUUUGGUUGCCGGACAUUUAAGAAACAAAACACGAAAUUGACAUGAUGUUUCCACAAUCCAGACAUUCAGCUUCCUCUCAGUCGUCGCAGCAGCUGAAGUUUACAACUUCUGACUCCUGUGAUCGAAUCAAGGACGAGUUUCAGUUCCUCCAGGCGCAGUACCACAGUUUGAAAUUGGAAUGCGACAAGCUGGCCAGUGAGAAGUCGGAGAUGCAGCGUCACUAUAUCAUGUACUAUGAAAUGUCCUAUGGCCUGAACAUUGAAAUGCACAAACAGGCUGAAAUCGUGAAGAGGUUAAACGGGAUCUGUGCUCAAGUCCUCCCCUAUCUGUCACAAGAGCACCAGCAGCAGGUCCUGGGUGCAAUCGAACGUGCCAAACAGGUGACCCCCCCAGAGAUGAACUCCAUCAUUCGGCAGCAGCUCCAGGCUCAUCAGCUCUCCCAGCUCCAGGGACUGGCCUUGCCGAUGACCCCCCUGCCCCUGGGCCUCACGCCCCCCUCCCUGCCCGCCGUCACCUCCAGCUCCGGCCUCUUCUCCCUCUCCAGCAUCCUGGCCUCGCAGGCACAGCUGGCUAAGGAGGAGAAGGCAGCGCGAGAGGGGGGAGACAACCACCGGGACGAGGAAGCCGAGAAGUCAGACUAGCACCGAGGGGGCAGGCGCGGGCGGCUUUACUUCUGUUCAUUUCUCUUCUCGUCUGUCUUCUGUCUCAGUGAAUCCUUUCACAGGCUCCCCCUUUUGAACAUGUACAACAAACAAGCACACACAAACACUAGCAAUGGUUGGCAGGCAGGGCAACGAAGGAAUUUUUAUCUAGUUGUUUUUAAAGCUGGGUAACUCUAUGCUGAAUCCUGGGGAGUUUCCUGAAAUCCUUAAACACAAUUAAGUAGGUUUUUGUGUAAAAACUCACAAGCCGAACAGAAACUGAAAAACAAAACUGACGUUGGGUAAACUGCUUGAGUGUCUCUCUCUCUCUGCAUUUGCAUGCUUCCAGAGCUUGAACGCUUUCAACCCCUUUCAGGUGGGGGUGAGGGGUGGGUGGUCGGGGGCAGACAGACAGGGUGGUUACAGCUGUGGCACAGAAGCAGGCGUCGCCACCCUGCCUGCCUGCCCCAGUCAACGUCCCUACCAUUAAUAAGACGACCUGCGCUGAUUAUAGCGCCUUUCAUCUUCAAUGACAUAGAAGAAAAACAUUUCAAUAAAUAACGAAACCAGCCCCGCCCCGUCAUGACCACAUUCCCAAACAUCAAGGGUCUCGAUCCAGCAUGUCAAAUACCACUGCCUCUCCAGCGCUCUGUAUCCGUCUCUCCUCCUCUCUCUAUCUCUCCUCCAUUCUGUAUCUGUCUCUCCUCCUCUCUGUAUCUCUCCUCCAUUCUGUAUGUCUCUCCUCUGCUCUGUAUCCGUCUCUACCGCUCUCUCUAGGUACACUCUCCACCUCUAUCUUCUCCACUCUGUAUCCGUCUCUCCACCUCUAUCUCUCCUCCGCUCUGUAUCAGUCUCUCCACCUCUAUCUCUCCACCUCUCUAUCUCUCCUCCUCUCUGUAUCUCUCUCCUCCUCUCUGUAUCUCUCUCCACCUCUCUAUCUCUCCACCUCUCUGGAUCUCUCCACCUCUCUGUAUCCGUCUCUCCUCCAUUCUGUAUCGGUCUCUCCCCCUCUCUGUAUCCGUCUCUCCUCUCCUCUAGCUCCACUCUCCACCUCUCUCUGUAAUCUUUAGCAGAAAUAUAAAAAGCUGAUUGACCUGUUCCUGAUCAGGAUAUUAUUUUUAUUUUUUAUUUUGAGGGGUGCCCCUCCUAGAUGCGACGAGAAAUUGAAAACAAAAAAUAAACACAUACUUGUACAAUGGAAGGCAGCGUGAUUUUAGGUGGGUACCAGUUCUACUUUAAACAGUAAAUACAAAUAGCAUAGUCUACCAUUGUGAAAUAUUCAAACUGGCUUCGACAACAAUAAAGGAAUGGAGCGUCUUAACUUUACAA
Messenger RNA from Acipenser ruthenus (sterlet), 2682 nucleotides. RefSeq names its product TLE family member 5-like. Gene Ontology annotation, biological process: regulation of DNA-templated transcription; negative regulation of canonical Wnt signaling pathway. The transcript has 7 exons. Gene Ontology annotation, cellular component: transcription regulator complex; nucleus. The record is from RefSeq and is a predicted model, not a curated record. Gene Ontology annotation, molecular function: protein binding; transcription corepressor activity. NCBI's taxonomy places the organism in Eukaryota, Metazoa, Chordata, Actinopteri, Acipenseriformes, Acipenseridae. Bases 754 to 1353 code for a protein of 199 amino acids.